AGACAAGUAGGGCCAUUAUUCUUUGAGACACCACGGAAAAUUCAGAUCUUUGGAAUUUGUAUGGAGGGAGCAGGAUCUCAGCGAAAUUAUUUGAUUGAUGAAGACCAGACCAUUGGAAGAGAUGGAAAGAAUGCCCAUGGGCCAAAUACAGUCAUCAGCAUGCUUCAUCACCAUUUUCAAAAUUAUAGCAUGGGAGAGAAAUGUGCUGUUUUUCACUGUGAUAACUGUCCAGGUCAAAACAAAAACCGGUAUGUGAUUGGAUAUUUGCUAUGGCGGGUCAUGAUUGGGCUACAUCGAGCAAUUGAACUUCACAUGCAGAUACCAGGGCAUACAAAAUGUCAAGUGGAUGCAGGCUUUGCUCAGAUCAAAAAGAAGUACAGGAGAUCAGAUUGUGACACUCUACAGCAUGUUGCUGACGUAGUCUCCAAGUCCUCCAAAAGUAACGAGGCUGUGAUAAUAGAGGAUGGAAAUGUGAAAUACUAUGAAUGGAAAGAGUAUAUAAAAACAACUUUUCAGCCUUUGAAAGGGAUACGCAAGUUUCAUCACUUCACUUUUUCAGCACUGCUGCCUGGAGUUGUAUUAUGCAGCGUUGAUGUAGAUGGCGACAAGGUCCCAGUAAUCCUCAGUAAUCACGACCAAAUCAGUGUAAAUCUACCACCAGAGAUAAUGCCGGGCGGACUCAGUAGAGAACGACAGGAAUAUUUAUACAAACAUAUCAGACCUCAUGUCCGGGAAUGUUUCAGGGACACAACAUGUCCAGAAUUUCAUGAAGAAUAAGUGAAAGUUUCAAUUGUUUCCGACAAUGAUUAACGUCAUUUCAUCGUCAUUUUUUGUAACGUCAUUGAAAUAUUAUCUUAACCUUUGACAGCCUAUAUCUCAGUAAAUAUGCUGAAUAUUUGACCCAAACUUCACAUGUGUCUUUUUAAUGUUGUUUUCAUCACUAAUAUUUAUCUGUUACAGGUAUCUCGUCUAUUGGCAAUAUGUCACAGAUCAAGCCAAGAUGUGAAAUAAAACUACGACCAAGAAGUGUUUCUUCUGCAUUUGCAUUUACUUUAUCAUUUUUCUAAAAAAAAAAAAAAAAAAAAAAAAAAGAAGAAAAGAAAAGAAAAAGGAUAGAGGGAUAAAGAAAAAAAGCCCAGUUAAAAUGAGUAAUCAAUGUACAUAUUCUUGGAAGUGAUAGGACAUUUUUAUAAUUUAAUUCCAGUGCUCAACAAUAUUUAUAUUCAUAUACGUAUAUUUUAUAUUAUUCAAGCAUGUCAAAUAAAAUUUCAUAAAUUGU
This is a messenger RNA of Ostrea edulis (European flat oyster), 1279 nucleotides long. RefSeq lists its product as uncharacterized. Bases 61 to 777 code for a protein of 238 amino acids. The transcript has 3 exons. The record is from RefSeq and is a predicted model, not a curated record. Lineage: Eukaryota; Metazoa; Mollusca; Bivalvia; Ostreida; Ostreidae.